UCCUGAGGGCAUUUCAUCUGGGCAGAGGGCAGCUUUAACAGUCCUGUUCCCCUGUGCCCUGGCAGAGCCACCAUGACCCACCGCUGCAAGAGAUCCUCUGGUCUCUGGAAGAUCGUGGUGUGGGAUGAGCCUUUUUUCCAGGGCAAGAAGCUGGAGUUCACCACCGACUGCUACAGCAUCCCAGAGCAUGGCUUCAGCACUGUCCGCUCCUGCAGGAUCGAGAGUGGGGCGUGGGCAGGCUUCGAGCACUGCGGCUUCCAGGGGCAGCAGUUUGUGCUGGAGCGCGGCGAUUACCCGUGCUGGGAGGCGUGGAGCGGCAGCAACGCCUACCACGUGGAGAGGAUGUGUUCCUUCCGCCCCAUCGCCUGCGCCGACCACGGGCGCAGCCGGCUGAUGCUCUUCGAGCAGGAGAACUUCCAGGGCAAGCGGGCAGAGAUGAGCGACGACUGCCCCUCGCUGCCCGCCCUGGGCUGGGGCAGCAGCACCGUGGGCUCCUUCCUUGUCCGCUCCGGCGCGUGGGUCUGCUCGCAGUACCCGGGGUACCGAGGCUUCCAGUACCUCCUGGAGAGCGACAGCCCCGCGGGCGAGUACAAGCACGUGCGGGAGUGGGGCUCCCACGCGCAGACGGGCCAGGUCCAGUCCAUCCGCAGGGUCCAGCAGUGACCGUGGUGCCGGAGCCCCCGCACCAGCGGCCGCACGUCCUGGGCACUGCCUGUCCCGUGGUGCAGCGGGGGCAAAGCUCAAUAAAGGCUCAGUUGUCCAAGGCGGCGCUGGCAGUUGGGGAGGGGGGACCGUGACAGUGUGUGGUCGGGAGUGAUGUCAUGUGUGGGGGCAGAGGAGGGGCUCUGCAGGGGCAGGGACGGGGUGAGGGGUAUCUUUUCUGCCCCUACAUCCAGGACAUAUCCCUGUCCCAGGCAGGCAAAGCCCUGUACCAACCCGGCUGCAGGCUCAGAGGCUCUGCAGAACCCCCACACCCCACUAACCUGUAGACCCCAUCUGCUCCACCAGCACCUGCCAGGGGCUGGAAGGAG
Messenger RNA from Empidonax traillii (willow flycatcher), 1031 nucleotides. It is a transcript of the gene CRYBA4, whose product is annotated as crystallin beta A4. The transcript has 5 exons. The record is from RefSeq and is a predicted model, not a curated record. Gene Ontology annotation, molecular function: structural constituent of eye lens. Gene Ontology annotation, biological process: lens development in camera-type eye; visual perception. The coding region runs from base 73 to 663 and encodes 196 amino acids. NCBI's taxonomy places the organism in Eukaryota, Metazoa, Chordata, Aves, Passeriformes, Tyrannidae.